AACAGCAAAAUGGCCGCUUCUAGUGCAAGUUUUCUCGCUUUCGUUGUUCGUCGCCUUCACGUUUCGCUCAUGAACCAGUUACUCUAUUAAUUAAUGGACCCAGCUCGCCGGUGAACAUAUGCGAUCAAACUGGAAUUACUUGCACAAUCAGCAACUCGAGCUUCACGAUGAGCGUGAUGGACACCGAAGUCUCAACCACGACGGACGGCCCAUGCGCCGACGAUGUUGGGGUCACAUCGUCGACUGCGCUCGGUGAAUCCGAAGCCAUACCUGAACCCAAACCCGAACUUACACCAGACCCCGAUGACGGCUCAGAGGUAUCCUCGUCCAAUCCCGAUCCUCAGCGCGUCCCCUUCAAGAUGCCGCUGUUGAUCGGGCCCCGACCUGGCAAGCAAAAGUUUCUAAAAUCUGGCGCGAAGCCAUUGGCUCAGUGCAUUGACCUACCUCAGCCCUCCGACAGCCCUGAACCAGGGCAAGAACCCGGCAACCUUCCAGAUCACGGUUCAGGCCCUGAUCCGGGUGUAUCGCCAGUAUCGCGCUCGUCCGAAACCUUGGUGUCAACGUGCGCGGGUGUUCCGUACACCGAGCCGCCUUGGAGCGGUGUGCCCGACCGUGAAUACAGUUUUCAGGUGAUCAAGAACGGGGUGAUCCAAGCGUCCGUGGCAUUGGACAAGCCGUUUCUAGUCGUGGGUCGCAAAGAGGACUGCGAUGUCGUGAUGGAGCACCCCUCGGUGUCCAGGUACCACGCCGUGGUGCAGUUCAGAGCUGCCGUGGAAGAAAAGAGCAAGUCAGGGUUUUAUGUCUACGACCUGGGCAGUACCCAUGGUACUUUUGUUAACAAGGAACAGAUCCACGCUAAGUCCUACAAGCGCCUCAACGUGGGCCAUAUGGUCAAGUUUGGCGGCAGCUCACGGACAUUCAUCCUCGAGGGUCCGGCGGAGGACCAGGAAGAGGAGUGUCCGCUGACGGUCACGGAGCUCAAGGCCCUUCGGAAGCAGCGGGAGGAGGAGGCCAGGGAGAGGGAGGCCAAAGCUAAGGCACAGGCAGAAGCAGACGCCGCCAAAGAAGAGCAGGCGGGCAUCGACUGGGGGAUGGGUGAUGACGCCGAAGACGAAGACCCGUCGACGGAGAAUCCGUUUGCUCUCUCGGCCGCCAACGAAGACCUGUACCUGGACGAUCCCAAGAAGACGCUGAGGGGCUGGUUUGAACGGGAAGGGUACGAUAUGCAGUACCACGUUGAGGAGAAAGGAUACAGCCACUUUGUGUGCACCAUCGAACUUCCCAUAGACUCGCCGAAUGGGAUGUCAGUGAUUGCCGAGGCGUCCGUCAAGGGAAAGAAGAAAGAGGCAGUUGUGGCGUGCGCCCUCGAGGCCUGUCGGAUCCUCGACCAGCACGGAGAGCUCCGCAAGUCCUGCCACGAGGGCCGCAAACGCAAGGAGAAGAACUGGGAGGAGAACGACUUCUACGACAGCGACGAGGACACCUUUCUGGACCGGACGGGCACCAUCGAGAAGAAGCGGGAGAUGCGCAAGAAGAUGGUCAAGCGGGAGGACACCGUGGACACCUAUGACACCCUGGUUGAAAAGCUGAGGGCGGUCGAAGAGGAAGUUGCCAAGGUGCAAGCCAAGCUGGAGAGUAGCAAGCAAGCAGCGAAGGAGGCGGAAGAGGACGUGGAGGACUCCCUGGAGGCCUUUAUGAGCUCGCUCAAGUCCAAGACGCUGGCGGACAAGAGCCAGCGCUCCAAGCUGCGCCAGGAGCUGGCGACCCUGCUGCAGGAGCGGACCCGGCUCGUCCGGCUGGCCAAUGUCGCCAAGCCCACCCACCUGCCUCCCCUCACAAGCGCUUUGCUCAAGUCCCAGAGCAAGAGCGACGCGGCGGCCAAGAAGCUGCUGCCGAUGACGGGAAGCAUGAAGGGUCAUCCGUCGCGCAGAAAGAAACCGACUCCAGUUUCCACGCCAACCAUGGUGACUCCGUUCCAACUUGGACAAGACAACGUGGUUGAGGAAGAAGAAGAGGAGGAUGACGACGACGAUGGCGAUGCCGCUGCUGGAAAAGAGGGCGGUGAGCAAAGUCAACCACAACAACCUGCCGAGUCGGGAAGCAAAGACGACCAGACAGCCUGCACGGAAUCCGAAUCCGUAGCCGAAACGGGAGAUGCCAUGGACGAGGACGACAAGCCCGCAGUCAUAGGCCCCGCAAGACCUCCAAGCAGCGUGCUCGAGUUUGUAAAGAAAGACCAAGAGAGUUCCAAGAAAGCCAGCGAAAAAAAGAAGAAAAAGGAAGCAAGGAAGUCCUGCACGGAGAAAGCAGAGGACUACGUCGGCUGGCUGCCCCCAGAAGGACAAUCGGGAGAUGGGAAGACCCACCUGAACCUCAAGUAUGGAUACUGAGCUCGGCGCAGCAGUCCCUGUAUAUAGUUAACACAACCACAAAAGCAAUUAAAAGUGUCACCAAUCGUU
This is a messenger RNA of Ixodes scapularis (black-legged tick), 2459 nucleotides long. RefSeq names its product kanadaptin. Gene Ontology annotation, molecular function: RNA endonuclease activity producing 5'-phosphomonoesters, hydrolytic mechanism; mRNA binding; protein binding. The record is from RefSeq and is a predicted model, not a curated record. Lineage: Eukaryota; Metazoa; Arthropoda; Arachnida; Ixodida; Ixodidae. Bases 168 to 2390 code for a protein of 740 amino acids. The transcript is spliced from 14 exons.